AUGCCCGACGCGUCCAACCCGCGCGCGCAGAUCGUGUCGCUGCCCUCUCUUUCGAGCCAGCUCUCUUCGCUUCCGCAGGCGAAGAGUAUGGCCAAUCUUCCCUUGUACACUUCCCCACUGUCUGCCCAACACGCUGCCACCAGUGAAGCCAAGCUUCGCAAGGCGCUUGCGCAUACAUCCAACAGUUCGGGCACACAAUACGCCACACAUCCCGCGGCGCCUUCUCCGCCGCCCACACCCGGCGGCGCGCCUCUCAUGAUGCGAAAACCCGUUCGCACAAAAUGA
Messenger RNA from Peniophora sp. CBMAI 1063, 285 nucleotides. The record is from the annotation of a GenBank genome assembly. NCBI's taxonomy places the organism in Eukaryota, Fungi, Basidiomycota, Agaricomycetes, Russulales, Peniophoraceae.